Molecule: messenger RNA, 1959 nt
Organism: Diaporthe amygdali
Lineage: Eukaryota; Fungi; Ascomycota; Sordariomycetes; Diaporthales; Diaporthaceae
Product: sart-1 family protein
Exons: 1
Coding region: 1-1959 (652 amino acids)
Biological process (GO): maturation of 5S rRNA; mRNA cis splicing, via spliceosome
Cellular component (GO): U4/U6 x U5 tri-snRNP complex
Source: RefSeq, a predicted model, not a curated record
AUGGAUGCGAACACGAUCGAGGAGCUGAACGAGGUCCGCAAGGCGAUGGGCCUCAAGCCCUUGCCUGUACCGAAUGCGGCCCCAGCACCGCCGAAACAGUCAAACAAGGACAGCACAGAGGAAGUUGCCAGCACCAUCGAGACACGUGAGGCCGCCGCAGGGGAAAACUAUAGAAAGGUUCUCGAAGCCGAGAAGGCCAAACGAGACCGCGAGGCAAAGAUAGCAGCCAUCAAGAAAGAGCGUGAUAGAGCCCAACGACUGGCCACCCUGACAGGCAAGGGCCUGGGCGACAUCGACGAUGAGGACGAUGGGGACGCAAAGUCAUGGCUCAAAAGCAUGAAGAAGAAGCAAAAGAAGAUUGCUGAGUCUAGGAGGCAGGAGGAAGAGGCAGACGCUGCAGCCGCGGCUGCGAGGAAGGCUGCUGGCUAUACUUCCAAGGAUCUCGCUGGUGUCAAGGUCGGCCAUGACAUGUCGACCCUCCUCGACGGCGACGACCAGAUUCUUACACUCAAGGAUAGCGCCGUCCUGGCCGAGGACGACGACGGCGAUGAGCUCGAGAACUUGAGCCUGCGGGAGCAAGAAAAGCUCGACGAAAGGCUCAACUUGAAAAAGAAGCGGCCUGUGUAUGAUCCCAACGACAUUGACGAGACAGGCGAGCGCAGCAUUCUUUCUCAAUACGAUGAAGAGAUUAACGGCAAGAAAAAGAAGGCUUUUAGUCUGGAUGGAAGAGGCACGAUUUCAGACCUUGCCGAUAUCCUUGAGGCUCCAGCGCAGCGGAAGAAAACGCUGCAGAACCUCGAUAUAGACAUCAUGCAAGACGCGCCAGUUUCCGACUAUCUCGACCCCUCGGAAAUCAAGAUCAAGAAGCCCAAGAAGAAGAAGAAGAAGUCAACACGCCAGCGGGAUGAAGAAGACGCAUUAUUCCCUGGAGAUCAGGUGCCAGCAGCCGACGAGUCCAUGGACAUUGACUCUGCGCCAAUCAUCAAGAAGCGAAAGAUUGUUGACGACACAUUCGUGGAUGAUGAAGAUUUACAAGCUUCUCUUUCCAUCCAACGCAGACAGGCCUUGAAGAAGCAAAAGCGCGUUCGGCCCGAGGAUCUAGCCAAACAGCUGAAAGCCGAGGCCGCACAGGACGCGGAGAACGACGAUCAAGAAGCAGAGACUGGAGGCCUUGUUCUUGACGAAACAUCCGAGUUCCUCAGCGCCAUCAAUAAGCCUGACACGGAUGAGGACGAGCGGCCGAGGAAGAAGUCCAAAUCUAGAGAACCCGUCACUGCAAUGGGUGACAAUGAUUCCGAUGAGGAGAUGGAGAAUGCGCCCCAAAUCAAGGACGAAUCUAUUGAGAGAGAUGUGUCUGCAGUGCCGGAAGAACUCGCAACGACCGGUGUGGACGAAGAAAAGUAUGUCGCACAAGGUCUGGGCGCAACACUAUCACUACUCAAGGAACGAAAAAUUAUCGAAGAAAACGACUCCGGCGCUGAAAAGAACGAGCACUUCCGCCGAAGAGAACUCUUCCUUGCGGAACAGGCAAGACUAGUUGCGCAAAUCGACGAGGACGCCAAGCGACAGCGCGAGCGAGAUCGAGCAAGUGGUCACCUGGACCGCAUGAAUGCCCGCGACAGAGAAGAGUACGCCCGCAGACAGAAUGCGGAGCGUGAGUUCAAAUUGUCGAACAUUAGGGCGAACCUGCUCAAGAAGCAUAAAUUCAACGUCGAGCUCAAGUACGUGGACGAACAAGGCCGUCAUCUCAACCAGAAGGAGGCCUUCAAGGAGCUGUCUCACCAGUUCCACGGCAAGACCAGCGGCAAAGGCAAGACAGACAAAAAGCUGUCCAAAAUCGAGCAGGAGAAGAGUCGCAUCGCCAAGAGCAUUUUCGAUGCCAGCGGGGAGGCGGGUAUAUCAUCUGCUACGGCUCAGCAGACGAAGAAGCGGAAAGAGGCUGGCGUGCGUCUGGCGUAA